This is a messenger RNA of Acaromyces ingoldii, 1236 nucleotides long. RefSeq names its product Oxysterol-binding protein. NCBI's taxonomy places the organism in Eukaryota, Fungi, Basidiomycota, Exobasidiomycetes, Exobasidiales, Cryptobasidiaceae. Bases 1 to 1236 code for a protein of 411 amino acids. Gene Ontology annotation, cellular component: cytosol; membrane; intracellular membrane-bounded organelle. Gene Ontology annotation, molecular function: sterol binding. The record is from RefSeq and is a predicted model, not a curated record. The transcript has 8 exons.
AUGGGCCUCCUGGACCACGUCAACAGCGCCGUGAGCGGUGCCAAGGGUGCCGCUGUGAAGCCAGGCAAAGAUGACCGCCCUCCUGAGGGAGCGUCGGCCGAUGACACCGAGGAGCUCGACGAGGAGAGUGGAAACAUCCUCAUGAGCCUGAUUGGCCAGCUGAGGAUUGGAAUGGACCUCAGCAAAGUCACUUUGCCUACGUUUGUUCUCGAGCCACGGAGCAUGCUCGAGCGAAUCACGGACUUCAUGAGCCACCCUGACCUCAUCUUUGGUGCUGGUGGCAUCGACGAUCCGGAAAAGCGCUUCCUCCAAGUCACUCGGUACUACCUCUCCGGCUGGCACAUCAAGCCAAAGGGAGUCAAGAAGCCAUACAACCCCGUCCUUGGAGAACACUUUCGAUGCUCCUACCGGUACCCGAACGACACUGACGGCUUUUACAUUGCUGAGCAAGUCUCGCACCACCCACCCAUCUCUGCCUACUUCUACAUGUCGCCGGCCAACAAUCUGCUGAUCUACGGCGAGCUGAAGCCCAAGUCCAAGUUCCUCGGCAACUCUGCGGCCAAUGUUAUGGGAGGCGAGAACCGUGUCGUGCUGCUCGACCGGCCAGAGGAUGGCGAGUACGAGAUCGGAAUGCCUACGAACUAUGCACGCGGUAUUCUGUUUGGAAAGAUGGUGCUCGAGCUGGGCGACCACAGCAAGAUUCGCAACGAAGCAAACGACUUGACGGCAGACGUGGAGUUCAAGACUAAGGGCUACUUCACCGGGACGUACAAUGCCAUUGCGGGCAAGGUGUCAAGAGGCAGCAAGCACGUUGGCGACAUCAGCGGCAAGUGGAGCGAGAGCAUGGACUACAAGAACACAAAGACUGGCGAGACCGAGGAGCUGUUCAAUGUCAAGACGGCAAAGAUUGUCGAGAAGAAGGUUCGGCCCGAGGAAGAGCAGGAGGAGUUUGAGUCGAAGAGACUCUGGACAAAGGUGACGGAUGGCAUCAAGGAGAAGAACUUGGACAAAGCCACGGAGAACAAGACGGCCAUCGAAGAUGCCCAACGGCAGCGUGUCCGCGAGCGCGAGGAGAAGAAUGAGACAUGGACGCCGCGAUUUUUCGUGCAGCGGGGCGAGAAGUUCUACCCCAAGGUGGAAGCAUUGCCGGAAGAGAUGCAGUCCGAGGUUGUGCAAAAGUACUUUGCAAACCACGCAACGGCGUCAGGGAGCAGCGGUGCCAAUGGAAGCGAGUAG